Rhododendron vialii is the source of this 1785-nucleotide messenger RNA. Its product is annotated as AMSH-like ubiquitin thioesterase 2. The transcript has 7 exons. The record is from RefSeq and is a predicted model, not a curated record. Lineage: Eukaryota; Viridiplantae; Streptophyta; Magnoliopsida; Ericales; Ericaceae. Gene Ontology annotation, cellular component: endosome; membrane. The coding region runs from base 252 to 959 and encodes 235 amino acids. Gene Ontology annotation, molecular function: protein binding; K63-linked deubiquitinase activity; metal-dependent deubiquitinase activity. Gene Ontology annotation, biological process: protein K63-linked deubiquitination.
ACCAAACUGGUUGAACAUCAUCAAUUACAGUAGUUUCUUUACCUUUACUUUUUGGUUAAACAGCCAAAUCAGCGAUUAGAAUCAACUCCCUCAAACCGGUUUCUCUCUCUCUCUAAAAGCCACUUCCCUUUUGUGAUUCAUCAUCAAUUAGCUUCUUUACGACAGAAUACUCAAUGAGGAAUCCAGUGCUCAGCAUAUUCAAUUGCUAGCAUCGUUGGUGUUUCGAUUGAAGCCCUCGGUGCAAUCUCUUUAUGGCUGCCAGCUAUUUUUCGCAGAUAGGCGUUCAUACAGUUACACAAUCCUCCCCUUCUCCCACAAUCUCUUGUGUAUAUAAUGCACCUCAUAUUGCAGAAGUCUCACGUAUCACUAGUGCUGAUUCAGUACACGGACAUUCAAGUUCUUCAUCAGAUGGGUUGACCGCUUCUAGAGUCCUUAAAGAUGUACAUAUAUCAGCACGGUUGAUGGAUGAUUUUCUUGCACUUGCCAGAGACAACACAGACAAAGAUUUGGAGACCUGUGGGGUUCUUGGUGCUUUCCUUAGAGGGGGAAUUUUCCAUGUCACGACUCUGAUAAUCCCGAAGCAAGAAUCAACUUCCAGUUCUGCUUUGUACGAGGAGGAGAUCUUUUCUAUACAACACGAGCAGUCCCUCUUUCCUGUUGGUUGGAUCCAUACACAUCCUUCUCAAAGUUGUUUCAUGUCAUCAGUCGAUUUGCACACCCAGUUCUCAUAUCAGGUAGAAAAGGAAAGAAUUGUUCUCGGGAGGAAACAAAUUGGUGCUCAUGGAAAGACUUGCUGGACAUGGAAAGAAUUUGCUGCACAUGGAAACGAUCAAUCGGUAAUUAAUCUAAGCAAUCUAUUAAGGCACGAGAUAAGGCAUACAACAGUAAAAAAACAUAUUCGUUUUUGGGGGCUUUUCAAAUACAGAGAAAAAAGAGGUAGACAAAUGACUUGCUAUUGAAUAUUGAAGAAAAAAAAAGAAAGGUGCUGUACGUGCAAUACAUAUUGGGUUUGAAGUUCAAACAAUAUGGUGGGGUUAUAUCUUUGAAUCUUGGAGUAAAAAGAAGAUCGAUGGAUCUUUGAGCGUUCAAUACAACUUCAAGAGGUUUACAACAUCAACUCAAUUAAUCUCUGAGCAAAGUCCUUCGGUGGAUUCCGGGAGGCAAACGGAAGGCUUGUGGAUUCAAGGCAGCGGCGGUCAAGCACCGGGUGUAGUGAAUGUGGAUUCGGCACGUAGGUCUUAGGACGAUUUGUGAGGAUUCAGAAUCGUAGGGUAAGAUUGCUUGUAACCGCACAAUGUUUUAUAGUGUUUGAUUCCUUCCUGUGGUUUUUUCCCAUUUAGGGUUGUCCACAUAUAUCUUGUGUUCAUCUCUUUAUUGCUUCUCGUUCGUGUGAUUAGCUUAUAUAUUGAUUGGUGGAUUGAUUUAUUAAAAAGAUAAAAAAAAUAGCAAAUAUUUAUAAGCCUAGGCAAUCUAGGAUUUUUCAGCUUAUUGUGUAUAAGUUAUAACUGUUUGAUAAUUUCUGUCUGCAAGGAUGCCUACAUGCGGGUGUUUCUGCUUUUUAAAUGUUUUUCCCAUCAGUUUACUACUUUUAGAAAGUUAUUGCAGUUUGGCUGGUUCCGGUUUGGCAUGGCAUUGCUAAAUGUCAGUAAGAAAAGGGACAAAGGGAAUUUUUAACUUCACCUUUGAGAAGCAAGAGCCCGUAAGGACAACAUGUGGAAAACAAAAUUUGUCGACAUGAAGAGUACUUGUUAUGCUCGUCACUAGGUUUUUGCCUAUGAUCCCGAU